UGUCAAAGUGGACUUUGAUAACAUAACCUCUAAAUCUUAUUCUAUAUUGAAAUUAUUUAAUUUGAAUUUUCAAAAUGCAAUUAACAUUAAGGCUAUUGGCUAACAGACAUCCUUCCUUCAUUGCCAGGACGGUAUUUGUGAAGAACAACAACGUAGACGAUGCUUGCAGGCUGGUCAACAGAAUCUUGGGCAAAGAAGGCAUCUUGGAGCAGUUCAGGCUAACCAGAUACUACGAGAAACCUUUCCAGACAAGACGACGGAUCAACCAUGAAAAGUGCAAAGCAAUCUACAAUGAAGAUAUGGAGAGGAAAAUUCAAUUUGUGCUCCGCAAGAACAGACAUGAACCCUUCCCUGGAUGCCACUGAUGAACUAUGAAUUUUAUGUUUUCUAUUAGCAAUGAAUGCAGUCCAUGCAGUCCCGUGUCCAUGAAAAGGGUAACCUCUGAAUAAUAUCGGCCACCACAAUAGAUGGGUGGUGGAUCUAAGAGUACAGAUGUAGUGCAUAAUUGUUUUCCAUUGUAUUUUCUCGGAAACUGUCGUAUUUGUCAUGUUACUUCAGUCAACCUCAGUACCUGCUUUUUGUAUCAAGACAGACUGAAAUAUGUUUGUAUGUGAAAAAACGAUGGAAAAUAAUAAUGCGCUACAUUGUAGUUUACAUUAGACUUUAUUCACUAUGGAGUUAAAGGAGAAUAAAAAACGUGUUCCGCCCCGUUUUUUAAAGUAACUAUAUAAUGUAAGGAAAAGACAGUAUUACACUUUGCCUAUGCUCAACUUACAUUGAUUUUGGUUUCGGAUUCUUAGAGUUCCAAUAUGAAGGGAAUGUAGAUGAGGUGUCAUAUUAUGCUGAUAUAUUUAUAAUGGAAUCUAAGAAUCGUCCAAAAUUGUUGUUAAUGUUAAGCUCUAUGAUGCUGGCAAUUGAUAUAUUUGAAAUAGUGUAAAUCUUUAAACUUCUUUUAUAUCCUUAUGCUUGCAUUUGUUACUGAUAGAAAACCUAAUAAUAUUUAGCAAUUAGAAUUUGAAUAAUGUAAAUAAAACACUCAUAAAAA
Cydia splendana is the source of this 1045-nucleotide messenger RNA. RefSeq names its product small ribosomal subunit protein bS21m (gene mRpS21). The record is from RefSeq and is a predicted model, not a curated record. Lineage: Eukaryota; Metazoa; Arthropoda; Insecta; Lepidoptera; Tortricidae. The transcript has 2 exons. Gene Ontology annotation, molecular function: structural constituent of ribosome. Bases 75 to 365 code for a protein of 96 amino acids. Gene Ontology annotation, biological process: translation. Gene Ontology annotation, cellular component: ribosome.